AUGAAUUGUUUAUGUUCUGAAGAGAUACGAGCUCAAAUCUUCAAAAUAAAAGAUUGGAAAGAAAUCUGCAAAUUCACAAACGGAUCUGGUAAAUCUACAUUUAUACGUCAAAUGCGCUACGAGACUCAUAUGCCAUACGAUUCCACGAAAUAUGUGGGCAUUAUAAUUCAAAAUAUAUUCUACGCAAUGCAAACCAUGAUCGAAGCAAUGAAAGUUUUUCAGAUACCCUAUAAGACUAAAGUGAAUGCAGAACUUUGGGCAGAUGCUGGCAUACAGGAAUGUUUUAUGCGUGGUCAUCAGUAUGGUCUACUAGACUCAACGAAAUAUUUUUUCAGUCAUCUAGAUCGUAUUGCCAAUCCACAUUAUACACCCAGCAUCCAGGAUAUUUUACGAGCACGUAUACCAUCAAAAGGCUUUCAAGAACAUGUGUUUAAAUAUAAAAAUGUUGAAUUCCUUAUAGCCGAUGUGGGCUAUCAAAGUACAGAACGUAAGAAAUGGAUACAUUGUUUCGAUAAUGUUACCGCCAUCAUAUAUAUGGUGGCCAUUUCCGAAUACGAUCAAUUCUCCUUGGACUCGAAACAUGGCAAUAGUCUUAAAGAAUCUAUUGAACUUUUGAACUCAAUUAUGUCUUUUCAAUAUUUCCAAGACACAGCACUUAUUAUAGUUUUUAAUAAAUUGGAUAUAUUUGAGGAAAAGAUCACCUACUCACAUUUGGCCGAUUAUUUUCCUGAAUACUCCGGAUCACCAUCGGUUCAUGACCCAAACCCCUAUCAAAGAUCUUAUUCCGAAAAUCACCCUAAUGUACAUUUUAUACGAUAA
Molecule: messenger RNA, 819 nt
Organism: Lucilia sericata (common green bottle fly)
Lineage: Eukaryota; Metazoa; Arthropoda; Insecta; Diptera; Calliphoridae
Product: guanine nucleotide-binding protein G(q) subunit alpha-like
Exons: 4
Coding region: 1-819 (272 amino acids)
Biological process (GO): adenylate cyclase-modulating G protein-coupled receptor signaling pathway
Cellular component (GO): heterotrimeric G-protein complex
Molecular function (GO): guanyl nucleotide binding; G-protein beta/gamma-subunit complex binding; G protein-coupled receptor binding
Source: RefSeq, a predicted model, not a curated record